Messenger RNA from Plasmodium malariae, 9120 nucleotides. RefSeq names its product ABC transporter I family member 1, putative (gene ABCI3). Gene Ontology annotation, biological process: lipid transport; transmembrane transport. Gene Ontology annotation, molecular function: ATP hydrolysis activity; lipid carrier activity; ATP binding. The record is from RefSeq and is a predicted model, not a curated record. NCBI's taxonomy places the organism in Eukaryota, Apicomplexa, Aconoidasida, Haemosporida, Plasmodiidae. Bases 1 to 9120 code for a protein of 3039 amino acids. The transcript has 4 exons. Gene Ontology annotation, cellular component: intracellular membrane-bounded organelle; membrane.
AUGAAGAUCCGUAAGCUAUACGGUUUAGUAAAGAAGACGUAUUAUGAAAAAAGAAAAGAUCUGUUUCUUUAUUUUUUCUUUUUACUAAUACCUUUUUUGUUAAUAUCAUUUCAUUUGUUUCUGAGGAAUAUAAGUGAUAAAUACUCGUUAGAGAUAUAUAAUAAUUUUUCAGAAAAUGAUAAGGUAGAUUUGAAUGAUACCAUAAGGCAAUAUGUCUUGUUCCUGAGCAAUGAAUUGUGCUCAAAGGAGAUAGGAGACACGGUGUACGUAAAUCAUAUAUGUGUUACUCCCGAGAAUGAAAUAUCGAAGUCUUUUUUAUCAUAUGCUGAGGAAAAUGGUUUGAAUAUAUUUCAAGUUUACAAAAAUGAAGAGGAGUGCUUGAAAAAUGUAAAGUAUGCUAUUCAACUUAAACCAGGAGAAGUGAAAAAAUUAAAAAAAAAAAAAAAAAAAAGGGAAAGACAUAACGAGGAUAAUUUGAAAGGAGAAAAUAAGUCCAUAUUGUUGAACAAAUUGAAAAAUAAUAUAAGACAUGAUGACUCGUUAAAUUUAGAUGAUUUAUACAGAAAUGUUUAUUCAAGUGAACAGUAUGACAACAUAUUAAACUUACAAAUAGAUGAAAAUACUAUUAAACAAGUUAAAAAAUUAAGAUUAUAUAAAUUAUUUAUUAGGGAUAUAAAAAAUUUAAAAGAUGAAAAUAAGUAUAAAGAUUUUUUUAGUGAUGAAAAAAAAAAAUUAUUUUUUUUCAAUUUUGUGAAAAGCAAUUUAAUUGAAACGAAUUUAUCAUGUGGAUUACUCGAUAUUGAAAAGGUCAGCUAUGUGAAGAAGAACAACAACAAUAGUAGUAACAAUAAUAGUAGCAGUAACAGUAACAAAUUGAGUUUCUCGUACGUGUAUGGUCGUAGGGGAAAGAAACCCUCCAAAAGUGUUAACGGUACAUGGGAGGACCAUGAUGAUACGAAUACUGGCGCUCUUAAUAGUGGGAGGAGUACGAAAGGUGUAAACAGUUCUAACAGUGCUCUCGUCGCUGUUUCCAACAACUGCGACAAGGAAUGCGAAAGGGGGAAAGAUAUACCCUCCGCGUACCCCAGAGAAGAAGUCAGCAGAGAAGAAGUAAACAGCGAUGAAGUAAACAGCGAUGAAGUAAACAGUGUUGAAGUAAACAACGAUGAAGUAAACAGCGAUGAAGUAAACAGCGAUGAAGUAAACAGUGUUGAAGUAAACAACGAUGAAGUAAACAGCGAUGAAGUAAACAGUGCUGAAUUGGAUAAGGCGGACGUGUACGAGGAAAAGGGUAGGGGCGGAAGGCCAAAUAAUUUUAUAUACAACUACGAAAAGGGAAUAAUUAAAAAUGUCAGUUACAAAAUAAGAGUGGGUGACUACGCUUUGUUAAGCGCAAGUGAAAAAUAUUUUUUCAACGAUAUAAACAUAAACUUAAAACAAAAUUUUAUCAGUUUUAACACUGUUGAUGACUUGUCUUUUAAUGUGUAUUUUAACGAGUGGUAUUAUAGUAGCUUUUUCAUAGUCCUAGAGUAUCAGUUUAACUUGUUCUUGUUGCAGUAUAAUGCGGAUAUGUUAGAGAGGGAAAAGAGCAAUAGAUGGGAAAUGGAAAGAGGAGAAGGAAGUAUCCAUGAAAAAGAUAAAAAACAUAGGAAUAAUGAAGGGGUAAAGAUUUCUUUGAACGAUUUUUUUGUAUAUAAGAUGCCAAUAAAGAGUAUGAAAAUAAACGCAUUUGAUACACUUGAAAAGAAUAUUUUCCGAGUAGUAAUAUUUUUGUGUGUUUGUUUAUUCAUUGUAAAUAUAUGUUUUGAUAUAAACAAAGAGAGAAGGAUAAAUAUGGAAACAUUUCUUUAUUGUAUUAAAAUAAAUAAAUAUUAUUAUUAUUAUUCCUGGAUUUUGUUUUAUUUUAUUGUGUUGUUCUUUUAUAAUAUAAUAUUUACAUAUAUUAUUUAUUAUUAUAUAUACAAAAGUUUGAUGAAUUAUUUUUUAUUAUAUUUAUAUAUAUUUUUUUUUAUUAUGAAUAGUCUUUUGUUUACAGUAAUAUGUAUGCAUUUUUCAAAUAAUAGCGCAAUAAAUUAUAUUGCUUCUUUUUUAUUGUUUUUUCUUUUUUCAUCUUUUCGAUUGAUCAUACAUUCAGGAGCCGGGAAAGUUUUAAUAUUUUUUGUUUUGUUAAUUCCGCACACCUCCUUUUGUUUAGCUUUAGAUUUUAUUUUUAUAUUAAUUAAAAAUAAUAUAAAAAUAGAUUAUAUGCAAAUGUUUAUCAAAAUUGAAAAUAUAUGUUUAAUGCACCUGCUGUUUUAUUCCUUCUUCUCCUUUAUCUUGUUAAUAUGUAUUUUAACCUUCAUAAUUUAUUACAAAAAUAGAAAUUUAGGAAAUUUAUGUCUAAAAAGUAUGAACAGUACUAGUACUACUAGUAGUAGCAGCAGCAGAAGUGGCAUAAGGCCAAUGUACAGAAAUUGCUUUAUGGUGGACCUCAAUGAAGAAAUGGAUCGGGAUGCUCCGAAAUGCUUCUCAGUUUUGAAGGGAAAUUCAGGAAACGCUGCAAAAGUUAGAGGAGGGAGAGAGAGCUUUGGAAUUGGAGAAAAAAAAAAUAAAAAUAAUAAAAAUAAAAUUAGUAAUUAUACCCAUAAUCGUGAUGAUAAUCAUAAUAAUAGUAAUAUUAGUAAUGGUAGUAAUAUUACUAAUGGUGGUAAUAUUACUAAUGGUGGUAAUAUUACUAAUGGUGGUAAUAUUACUAAUGGUGGUAAUAUUACUAAUGGUGGUAAUACAAAUAAAAUUAUGUCUAAUAAAUGCGCCGAAAUGAACUGUAGAACUAGCAUAUCCCCAAACAAUACUUACCUAGUUAACGGAUCGCACAAGGGCAGAAGGAAAAAGAGGAUGAACACAAGUGACUGCUAUCUGUUUAUUCAGAAUAUAAACAAAUUUUAUGGAAAGAAACAUAUAUUAAAAGAUGUGUCCUUAACUUUAAGAAGUAACAGAAUAUUCGUUUUGUUAGGUGAGAACGGAUCGGGGAAAUCUACACUCAUUAACAUUAUCACACAGAUGAUAACAAAGAAUAGCGGUGAAAUUAGUUUUCUCAAAAAUACUGCUAAAAGCAAGACGAGAAAGGAUUGUAGCAUACAGAUCCGUAAGAGUAACAGUAACAUUAGCACAAAGGAUAGCGGCAAUGGUUACAGUAACAUAAAUCCAAACAUUAACCAUAACAGGAGUUACAGUAAUAUGGACAACUUAUUUUUAUUUAGUACGUUCAUAAGGGGUAGUCGUGUAAUUCCAUAUUUUAAAAAUAAAUUCAAUAAGGAUAAAAAGAAAAAUGAUUUAGAAAUUAGCUACUGCAGCCAGAAUGUUAUACUGUAUGAGAAUUUAACCUUCUACGAAACGAUUAAAAUUUUUCUGUUAUAUUAUAACAAGAAUAUGGAUAAAUAUUUAAAAAAAAAAAGGACGUUAAAAAUUAUGAAUGAUUUAAAUUUAAGCUCAUAUUUAAAUGUACCGAUAAAAAAUUUAAUAGAUGAAGUAAAAAAAAAAAUUUCUAUAUUUAUUUGUUUUCUUGUAAAAAGAGAUAUAUAUAUAUUAGACGAACCAUUCAUUUCGUUAGAUAUAAAAACGAAAACGAAAUUGUUCAAAUUUUUUGAUAAAAUAAAAAAAAAUAAUAUAAUUUUUAUAUGUACUCAUGAUAUUUAUGAAGCUAAUAAUUUUGCAAAUGACAUUGCAGUAAUUAAAAAUGGGGAAAUUAUUUUUAAUGGUUCAAAACGACAAUUCCAAAAAUUGAUAGACUAUAAAUUCAUUUUAAAUAUUAAUUUUACUUCAACAGAAAGUGGAAAAGAGUUAGCUACUUGUUUAAGUAAGGAAAAAAUUAUGCAAUCACUUACUGGUGUAUCAAAUGGAAGUAGUGAAGGUACAUCAUAUCAUGGUUGUAGUAAUGACCAUGCUCAUCUCCGAAACGGUAGUGAUGAAGAACAAAACAGCAAAAAAUAUGAUAUAGCUAAUACUAGUAGUAUCCCUACAGACGGUAAAAAUCUAUUCGACUUUUUAGUAGGUAAUUUAAGGGAAAAGGAUGUAAACCCCGAUGUAGUAAAAAAGAACAUUAUAAAUUUUAUUAGAAGUGUCCGAAAAGAACAUAAAAAUUGUUUUAUCUUUUUCAAUAAAAAUUAUAUUUAUUGUACAUAUAAAAUAAAUGAGUUAGAUACAUUGAAAAAUGUGUUAAGUGUUUUAAACAGAUUUAAAAGUAUGGUUACAUAUCAAUUAAAAACAGUAGAUAUAUAUUAUACGUAUAUAUAUAUCUAUACAUAUAAUGAGAAGAAAAAACUUUUGAAAAAUGUGCAUGACAAAGAUAUCAGACAACUAAUUAAGAUGGACCCCCUCUUUUAUUUAUUUUUCAAUAAUUUCAAAUAUUUUAAUGAGUUGAAUAGCUCGUUGUUUACUAGUGGCAAAAAUGAGGGCAGAACAAUCUUUCAAGACGCUAGCUAUUUAAAUGAUAUACUGGUUAGUAGUAAAAAGGGAAGCAAUCAAAACGGUAAAGGAGGGAACAGAGGAGCGGAAAACAGAGCAGACACUAGAGCAUAUCACGAACUUAUUGCUGACGAUUACAAAGCAGAUGAACGAACAGAAACGGGGGAAAAGAAGCGGAUAGUCGGUUCGACGCAGGGACAUCCUCCAUGGAAACUAUUUCAAAAGAAAGAAGAUGGAAAUUUUGUAAAGCAAAUGAUUACUUUCUUUUCAACAUACAUCAGUCCAACACUAUUUAUGAAAUUAAAGAAGGACUUAAGUAACACAAGUUUUUACUGGUACAAAUUUCUAGUACCGCUAUUAAUGUUAUCCUUUGGUCUAUUCAUAAUAAAAUGUGGGUCCCUCCUUGGAAGAGUGCAGAACAUUACAUUAGACUACUCAACUAUUACAUCUAACUUCUUGCAACAGAGCACAGUAAAUUAUUAUAUCAUAUAUACGUCUCAUAUAAAUUCAAAUAAAGAUACUGAGAGUGAUACUGAGAGUGACGAUAUUGUUUCCAUGAAUUCUGGUAAGAGUAACGAGGAUAGAGACACGCACAUGAAGUGGACACCAAAAUGGCGCUUUAAAAAGGGAGAUAUAAAUAGGGGAGUGGAUAUUGACGAGAACAUCGGCAUGAACAGAAUUCAAAAUAGCAAGGUGAACGGUGCAGAAAAUUUCCUUACAUUGGCAAAUAUACAAAGUGGUGGUUACUACAAAAAGGGUGCAGAAAAUUCGUUCAAUCAUUAUAAUAACACGAUCAGUACUCUUCUUGAAAAAUAUUGUUUAAAGGAAAAAAUUAAUUACAUCGAUGAGGUUAUUAAGGAGGAUAAUUUAUAUGAUGAUGUCAUUAACUACCUAGAAAGAAAAGCCCAAUUACAUAAUGAUAUAUCCUUAGGAUCCUAUAUAUUUUUUAUUAAUGAAAAACAAGCGAAGAAGGAGGACCGUUUGAAUAUGCAUUACAAUACAGAAGUAGAAAUUAAUGUGAGUUUGUUUUAUAACUACACCUCAAUUCAUUCCAAUGCUUACUACACCAAUUCUGUUUUUAACAUUUUGUCAGAUUUUCAAAAUUCCUUUCAUGGCAAUAGAAUUUCGAAAGAAAAACGUAUUCUAGAUUACUAUUUUGGAAGUAAUAGUGGUGCUGAUGAUAAGUCGUCUAAUUUUUUUACGCACAAAAAGGACAAUCUCGGGGAGGGAAGCAAUUACUAUUAUGUUAAAUCGAACGACUACCCUAUCGAUGAAGAAGCGAAUAUGGUGUGUGAUAGGGUAAGAGGAAGUAACUUUUACAACGAUGAUUGUGGCUUGAACAGUAGCGACGACUUAAAUGCCCAUUCAAUGAAAAGCCGAGUAGAUGAUGUGGUGAAGCCCUUUGUAGAGGGAAAGAAAAGAAUCGAGGUGAUAAACGAACCGCUAACGAUAAGGUUUCACGAGUAUUUUAUCCGAGACUUUUAUAUAAAUAUGUACGUAUUUUUAUCAAUAGUAAUUUUCUUUUGUGUAUUUUUUGAAAAAUUAAAAAAUGAAAUGGAGUACAUGAAAAUUUUCGAAAAUUUUGAUGUUCAUAAAUAUGUACACUAUUUCCAGAUAUUAUUUUUGGGAUAUAUAUACUAUAUUGUUUAUAUCAUAUUUUUAUUUUUAGUAUUAUAUAUGUUUGAAUAUAAAGUAUUUUUGAAUUCAUCGUUUUUCUUUUUUCUUAUGUUAUAUGGUUUUAAUAUAUAUCUUUCCAUAUGUUUAUUUUCUUCAUUAUAUUUACAUAGUUACAUUCUCUUUUUGUUUGUUAAUUUUAUUUUCUGUGGAAUAAUUACUAUCGUUAUUUAUGUUUUACUUAUUUUGUCAUAUGCAUAUAAUAAUGAAGUAUUGAUAAAUCUAUCUCAUAUAUUUGUAUGUAUAUUUAGAAUACUAGAUUCAUUUACUUUAUCUCAUUUAAUGAAUAUUAAAAGUCUGUGUUUGAAUAUGAAACGGCACCUAAAGCAAGUGGAUGAUGGAUUUUUUCAAAGAGUAAAAGGAAACAACUUUUCAAUAGCUGGACAUCUCUUAGCUUCUUAUGCAGCAAAUGGUCAUACAAACGGUGUUAUAAGUAAUAUUAUGAACAAUGAUUUUACAAAUAAUGGAGUAUAUGAUGAUGCUAAUGUGCAAGAAGGAAUGAAAAAUAUUUGUACAGACACCUACUCUUUUUUUAACACUACAGGGGAUUUUCUAUUUUUGUUUCUUAACUGUAUAAUAUAUUUACUCAUAAUACUUUUCAGUCUGUUACAUUUCAAAAGAGAGAAAGAGCAUCAAAGAAUACGACAACGAAGAAGUAUUACCAAUAAUUAUAAAGAUACAAGAGGAAAAAAAUAUACCUUUUUCAUAAAACACUUUUACUUGUCAAAUAAAGAAUAUAAAGAAGAGGAUGAAGAAAAGGAGAGUAGUAAAUUCUUUUUUCAAUUUUGGACCAAUAUAAAACAGUUUUUUAGCUUCACAGGAGGAAAUUCGGACGAUACUGCUUACAAAAAAUUAAAUUCCGCUGAUAUGGGCCCCGGGGGAGGAGUACGGUAUGUACUGAAUGAAGGAAAAAAGAAUGAAAAAAGGGUGGAAGCGAAAAUAGAGAAAGAAGCAAAAGUAGACGAAGAAGCAAAAGUAGACGAAGAAGCAAAAGUAGACGAAGAAGCAAAAGUAGACGAAGAAGAAGAAGAAGAAGAAGCAAAAGUAGUAGAAGAAGAAAUAAAGGGGAAACAUUUAAGUAACGAUAACGACGCCACAGAGUCCAUCAGCAAUGAUCGAAGAGAUAACAACUGCUUUCGAAUUAAUGAAAAAUAUAUUUUAAAAAAUUUAAACGUGAAAAUGGAACCCUACAAAAUUUAUACCUUUUCAUCUAUCUUUAAUAACGAUUUGAACAUCCUUUAUUUUUUUAAAUUUUUCUUUUCGAAAAAUAGCGAUCAUGUUAUUUUGGGAGAAGAGAAUAACGAUAGUAGUAGUACUACUAAAAGUAUUAUUAGGAGUCGCAUUUCAUCUAGUAACGAAAAAACCACAUCAACGACCAAUAGGAGUACCACUCCAAUUUCCAUCAGGAGCAAUAGUGAAAUUACUUCAUGCCAUUAUACCAAUGAAAAGAAGAAGAAUGGUGUGAAAAAUCAUACAGGGUUUUAUGCAGAGAAAGUCCGAAAGCUUAAUGAGAACAAUUAUAAAAUAGUGUUAGUACCUAGCAUGUCUAUAUAUGAACAUUUUAAGGUUAUUUUAAUAUUUAAAAAAAUUAAACUGAGUAAUAUAGAAGUAUUGUAUAUUAUUAAUAUGUUAAUGCUUAUAGUUAAUCUAAAAUGUGAUAUACAUAUUAACUGUGAUCAACUAAGUGGAGGAAUGAAAAAGAAAGUUGAACUAAUGAUUAACUUGUUAAGAAAAGAUGAAAUUAUUUUCUUAUAUAAACUGAAUGAUAAUAUUGAUUUUUGCUCACAAAUUUAUAUAAAUAUUAUUUUAAAAAAUAUACUUAUGCUUAACCAGUUUCAACAUAGAACGAAAGGCGAUGUUUUGAAUAAAUGGGAUAAUUACGAUACAAGUGAAUCACAUUCAAGGCAUGUAGUUGUGAGAUCGGCAGAGCAAGGGUGCCGCGUACGCAGCGAAGAUAAAAAGGACAUGCUCAUUUGCAGAACUAGUGGUGUUAGCGGUGUUAGCGGAGUAAGCGGUAGUCGUAGUAGCAGUAGCAGUAGCAGUGGCAGGUGCGAGGGGAGAAUCGAUGAUCAGAGCAGAAAUGAUAACCCAUGGGAGUGUCUAAUAUCGUCGAAUCUAAGAAGCGUGAAUGAAAAUAUUAUCGAUUCAUUUAUAAAGGAAAACAUAUUGAAAAUAAAAUUUGCAUUUAAGAAUUUUGUCGUUUACACUCACAUAUACACGGAUAUACUAUAUUAUGACUAUUUAUAUUUAUUUAACAAGAACAGAAUUACGUAUAAGAAUUAUUCAAAUAAUAUAAUUCGCAGUUUUAAAAAUUACUACUUGUUUGAAGUAAAAUUAAAAGGAAUACAUGAAAAUAAGAUAAACGAAUAUAUACAAAUGUUUUUCUGUGCAAACAGUCAUGCGUUCACGAAGCUGCAAAAAGUGGUGCGGAUGUAUAAUAAAAAUGAUAACAAGUAUAAACAAAUCCAUAACAUGUCUCUAUCAUAUGACGAUAAACAAUCAAAUUGUGUUAUUUCAUUUCUUGAAAAGAAUGCCAAAAGAAAUUUUUUAAACUUACAUAAUUUAUAUUAUAUUUUCAAAACAAUGAAGAAAAGAAAAAAUGACAAAAAAAAAAAAAAUAAUUUAAUUACUCUUUCAAAAUUUCAUAAAGUCCUGCUCAACUUAAUCAUUGACAAGCUUUCAUAUGUCCAUUCCUACUUAAACAGAAACAAAAACAUUUCACUUUUUCAUUUAUUUAAAUUUGUAAUAUGUGAAGUAGCCCAUAAAAAUGUGCAAAAUUUUCUUAUGAAAUAUAAGGCAAUAAAAAAGGUCCACUCGGAAAUGAUAUCGUCCAACCAUUACUCGUUUAUCUUAAAAAUUCAGGACAAUAAGCACUUUUUCAAGUUGCUAGAAAUAGACAAGAGACUUAAAUUCAGCGACAAAGAAAUUGAAGUGCAGCAAGUGGACAUCAAUAACGUUAACGCAAAUGACAUUUUCCUGUUAAUAUUCAAAAAGUUACUAUGA